Molecule: messenger RNA, 2524 nt
Organism: Acanthopagrus latus (yellowfin seabream)
Lineage: Eukaryota; Metazoa; Chordata; Actinopteri; Spariformes; Sparidae
Gene: ing3
Product: inhibitor of growth family, member 3
Exons: 12
Coding region: 134-1390 (418 amino acids)
Biological process (GO): regulation of DNA-templated transcription
Cellular component (GO): NuA4 histone acetyltransferase complex
Source: RefSeq, a predicted model, not a curated record
AGGCAGCCGUGUGCGUCACAUUGUGUGACCUCAGACUUUCGGGGUAUUUUUGUGAUCGAGACAGUGGCUGGCGGCGCCAUAUUGAAAGAAGACAAUUGUUUCAUAAAACGCUCAAACGGUCAAAUUCAGCGCCAUGUUGUACCUUGAGGAUUAUCUCGAGAUGAUCGAGCAGCUUCCCAUGGACCUCCGCGACAGGUUUACGGAAAUGAGGGAGAUGGACCUGCAGGUUCAGAACGCCACAGAUCAGCUGGAGCAGAAGGUGAUUGAGUUCUUCGUCAACGCCAAGAAGAACAAACCGGAGUGGAGAGAAGAGCAGAUGGAGGUCAUUAAAAAGGAUUAUUACAAAGCUCUGGAAGAUGCAGAUGAGAAAGUGCAGCUGGCCAAUCAGAUUUAUGAUCUGGUGGACCGGCACCUGCGUAAACUGGACCAGGAGCUGGCCAAGUUUAAGAUGGAGCUGGAGGCCGAUAACGCCGGCAUCACCGAGAUCCUGGAGAGACGAUCUUUAGAGAUGGACAGUCCGUCUCAGCCGGUCAACAACCAUCACGUCCACUCUCACACCACAGCUGAGAAGAGGAAGUACAGCGCUCCGACUCACCACACCACAGAACACGUUCCAGAGAAGAAGUUCAAGUCCGAAGCUCUGCUGUCCACGCUCACAUCCGACGCCUCCAAGGAGAACACACCAGGUUGCCGUACCAACAGCACGUCCUCGUCCACCAACAACGUGUACAGCGUGAACUCGUCUCAGCCUCUGGCCUCCUACAACCUGAGCUCUCUGCCGGCGGGGCCUGGGGCCGGAGCCGGGGCCAUCACCAUGGCUGCUGCCCAGGCUGUCCAGGCCACAGCACAGAUGAAGGAGGGCCGCAGGACGUCCAGUCUGAAGGCCAGCUACGAGGCCAUCAAGAACAACGACUUCCAGCUGGGCAGAGAGUUCGCUCUGUCUCGGGACAACACUGGGUACUCCUCCUCUGCUCUGGCCUCCACCCUCACCCAGACCCUCACCCCCACCACUGCCUCUGACUCCAGGGGGCGCAAGUCCAAAAGCAGCAUCAAGUCUUCCAACCAUCAGUCGUCCUCAUCGUCCUCCUCUUCCUCUCUGUCGUCCUGCUCGUCCUCUUCAGCGUUGGCCCAGGAGCUUUCCCAGCAGGCGUCGGCGCUGCCAGAGGCCGAGGCCAACAGCCAGGUGGACUGGACCUACGACCCCAACGAGCCUCGAUACUGUAUCUGUAACCAGGUGUCUUAUGGAGAGAUGGUCGGCUGUGACAACACAGACUGUCCCAUCGAGUGGUUCCACUACGGCUGCGUGGGUCUGACCGAGGCUCCGAAGGGGAAGUGGUACUGUCCUCAGUGUACGGCCGCCAUGAAGAGGAGAGGCAGCCGCCACAAAUAGACUCCGCGCCGUCUGUCGGCCAUGUUGGAUUUUUAACCUUUGCGUCGCCCUCGUAAAGUACAACGAACCAACACAGUGCAGAGGUCAACACGACGCUUCCACCACGCUGAGACGAAUCAAACACUUAGUGACAACAGAAAUUACAAACCUGGAUUAAAACACAAGAAGAUUUAAAUAAUUCAUCUCUUAACUCAGAAAACUUCGUCAUCAUCAUCUUCAUCAUCGUCGUCCUGCGAACACCAGAACACAUCACUUCUGUUUGUUUCCUCUUUAUACAUUAAAUUCAGACUUUAUUAAUCCUGACUUCAAGCUGAAGUCUGAGUUAAUCUCACACCUGAGCUGAGAUGUGACCUCAUGUUUUCUCGUCAUAACUCACAAACUGUCCUGUGGUGUUGAUCUGGAUCAGAACACACAGCCAUCGUCAUCUGCAGUCCAGCUUUCACUGUGAACAUGUUCAGAAACGGACAGAAAGAAGAAACUCGGACACAAAAUGGUCCCCGGCCUCACAGAGCUGAUGUGAACAGACGAGAGGUCAGAGGUCGAGCUGUCGGGUGUAAAGAUAGUUUAACUGGAGCAAGACGUGACACCUACCGUCCCAAUAAGAACCGAGCAGGACGUCGGACAUCUGAAUUCUUGGACUUACUGUGACAAACAUGUAAAACACUCACUUUUUCUCGAAUCUUACAGUCGAGAGUAAAACCUCUGACCCGACACACAGUGUGCUGUAGUGUUUCCCACGAGGCUGCGCUCCUCUUCUCUGUUGGAACUUAAAGAACUACAAACAGGAUCAGCUGUUGGACUACAACUACAGAAGCCUGAUGGACUCAAUCCACAUCUAACCAGACGGAGCAGAUUUUCUUCUCUGACCUCCUGAAACUGAACCGAACAAAGUCAAAGAUCUAACCUGACUCUGUGUGUGUGUGUGUGUGUGUGUGAGACUACGUGUUAGUGUGUGUGAUUGUAACUACGUGUGUGUGUUUGUGUGUGUGUCCAGUCACUCUGCACUGACGCUGUGUGUGUUUUGGGAUGUUUCAACAGAUAGUCAAUAAAAAGAUGUUUUUGUAUUUUCUGAGCUUCAGUUGGAUUUUUGUUCAUUGUCACUGAUUAAAACCACAGAAGAAGAAAAUAAUCAGA